AAGAGUUUUCUUCCAUUUUGAAAACUACAAUCGACAGACGAAAUCAAAGGAGAAGAAGGUUGUCCGGCGAUUUCUUCAGGUGUUUCGAGUGCUCCGACGACGAUAUAAACCAAGUUCCCAAAAUAGAAUUAAUGUCAGAUGCAAAGUUCACUUUUAUUUUCAAUUUUUGGGGUUUUUGGAAGAAAGAUGAAGAAACUGGUAGAUUGAAAUAUGAUGGUUGGAACUCUAUGGAAAUAGAAGACACAUUAGGAAAUAUGAGUCUUGAUAUAAUGAUGUCUGAAUUCGAGUCUUUGAUAAUGAAUAAACCUAGGGCAGUUUAUGCGCUUGAUGAGGAUCACAUUUUAGAAGAAUGCCUAAUACUCCUUAGGGAUCAAAGGCAUUGUGCAAAAGUGUUAGAUUACCUUGAAUUACUAGGACAAAAUGAGUUUAUGUUAUUUGCUGACCAUGAAAGUGACCCUAUGCCUAGUUUUACACCUCUUCCAUUAUUUCCAGAAGAAGAUACUGAUACUGAAAUUGGGAAUGAUGGUAAUGAUGGGGUAGGGGCAGAUCGCGUUGAGGUUGAGAAAGAGAUAGUAGAAGCUGGGAAUGGGGAUGGAGAUGAUGAUGAUGUGGGGGCAGAGGGUAUUGAGGUUGAGAAUAAGAUACUAGAAGCUGGGAAUGGGGAUGGAGAUAAUGAUGAUAUAGGAGCAGAGGGUUUUGAGGGUCUUGAUAGUAUAGAACAGAAGUUAGAGGCAGAGAGCAGUGAGGGAGAAGGGAAUGGUGAUGAAGUAAGGGCAGAGGGAGAGGCUGAAAGUGAUGAUGACUCUAGUGUUUAUAGUGAUGAUUUGGGUGAGAGUGAUGAUGAUGAUGAAGUGAAGCAGGGGCAGUUUAUGGGUAGUGUUCAGGAGGGAGAAGAAGGCAAAUUUGAGUUGGGGAUGACCUUUGCAGGGGCAAAGGAGACUAGGGAAGCCAUAAAUGCAUAUGGUGUUAUGUUUGGAUACAAAUUAAAGUUUGUAAAAAAUGAGCCUAAUAGAAUUAGAGUUGUUUGUAUGAAUGAGAAGCAGUGUAUAGGAAUACCAAAUUCACAUCCAAAGACAUGCAAGGUCAUGUCAAAGACCAUUUAA
Messenger RNA from Salvia miltiorrhiza (redroot sage), 1103 nucleotides. RefSeq lists its product as uncharacterized. Lineage: Eukaryota; Viridiplantae; Streptophyta; Magnoliopsida; Lamiales; Lamiaceae. The coding region runs from base 132 to 1103 and encodes 323 amino acids. The record is from RefSeq and is a predicted model, not a curated record. The transcript has 2 exons.